AUGCCAACGGUCAAUUUUGAGGCGUUUAAUGUUAUAUCAAACAGGCUUAUACAAGAAGAAUUAUCAUACGACUGUGUGGAUCAGGAGAAAGAGAACCAGGAAUUGGUAAGGCAGUUAACAGAAGAGCAAAAUUUCAUAUACAAUGAGGUGUUAACAGAUAUUGAUCGCAAAGCUGGCGGGUUAUUCUUCGUUUAUGGUUAUGGAGGGACUGGUAAGACGUUUUUGUGGCGAGCAUUGUCCUCCGCUUUAAGGUCUAAGAGGGAAAUAGUGUUAAAUGUUGCAUCUAGCGGCAUAGCUUCGCUUUUAUUACCAGGUGGAAGAACUGCACAUUCUCGGUUUGUCAUACCGAUAUCUGUUAAUGAAGAUUCCACUUGCAACAUAAGUCACGGCAGUCCAUUAGCAGAGCUUAUUGUUCAAAGCAAGCAGAUUCUACCAGUAAUUCCAAAGGGUACAAGACAGGAUAUUGUUCGGGCGAGCAUUAGUAGUUCCUCAUAUCUUUGGAAAUCCUGGAAAGUAUUUAGGCUAACUAAUAAUCUACGUCUAAGAAGUGUACAAUCACAAAUCGAGGGUAAAGAGAUUGAGGAGUUUGCAAAAUGGAUAGCUAAUAUAGGUGACAUAACUAUUGGUAAUUCAAGUGAUGAUAGCACUAACCAAUACAUGAAUGAUCAUAAUCCGGCUGAGGGUAGGACUUACUUGAGUUGUGAUUCCGUUUGUAAGUCAGAUUCAAAUGUUGAUAUGUUAGCAGAUUUGCACACUCCCGAAUUCUUGAAUGACCUGAGAUGUUCUGGAGUACCAAAUCAUGCUUUGACAUUGAAAGUUGGGUCACCUGUUAUGUUCUUGAGAAAUAUUGAUCACACACUAGGAUUAUGCAACGAUACAAGGUUGAUUGUUACUAGGUUAGCUGAUCACGUGUUGGAAGCCAAGAUCAUGUGCGGACAAAUGCAGGAACAAGAGAAUUAA
Ipomoea nil (Japanese morning glory) is the source of this 960-nucleotide messenger RNA. RefSeq lists its product as uncharacterized. Gene Ontology annotation, biological process: DNA repair; telomere maintenance. NCBI's taxonomy places the organism in Eukaryota, Viridiplantae, Streptophyta, Magnoliopsida, Solanales, Convolvulaceae. The transcript has 3 exons. The record is from RefSeq and is a predicted model, not a curated record. The coding region runs from base 1 to 960 and encodes 319 amino acids. Gene Ontology annotation, molecular function: DNA helicase activity.